This is a messenger RNA of Triticum turgidum subsp. durum (durum wheat), 1680 nucleotides long. NCBI's taxonomy places the organism in Eukaryota, Viridiplantae, Streptophyta, Magnoliopsida, Poales, Poaceae. The record is from the annotation of a GenBank genome assembly.
AUGAGCAGCGGGUCGAUCUCGUCGGACAUGGAGAUGCUGAUGGAGGACGUCAUCUCCCUGCGGAGAGAGCGGAAAGACCUUAUGGAGUCUCUUACUCCCAAGAUCUCUGGCUGGAUGGAUCGGAUGUCUGGAGAACCAAUGUGGUCCUCCAGUUUCCAGUCCUACUCAGAGCAGCAGCAGCAGCAGCAGGUAUACUUGACAGACGACUUCGAUCUUCUGGAGGACGUCGAGGAUUUGGGCCGGCGGAUGCUAUCUUUGGCACAUUCUGUUUGGACUUCCAAUGCCCCCAUCUCCUUGUACAAGGCGGACGAGCUGGUUAGCACAGCAUCCAAAUUAGAGAGGAUCUCGCUGGAUUUCUACAAUUCUACCAAGGCGGCAAUGGAGGAGGCAGCCGAGGAGGAGAGGAAGACGAAGCAGACUCAGGAGAAGAAGAAUGAUGAGCUGGGCAAGCCUUUUCUGUCCAACGAAUUCGAGGACAUCUCCUACAGUGUCCUGGAUACACCCAGCGUUUUCGACAAUGAGUUGGCGAUGAUGUUUACGGUGGAGGAUGAGGAGGAGUAUGAGAGGGUGAGGGAGGCCGAGAGAGAGAUUGAGAGGCAGAGGUUAAUGAGCAAGAAGCAGAGGAAGCAGAGGGAGAAGAACAAGCAGCAGAUUGUGGUGAAGGAGGAGCGCGUUGCUGAUGAGCAGCAAACAAAAUCUCAAACGGAGCAACUCAAAGAGUGGAUGGAUGAUGAGCUGGAAUUUUUCGCAGGCCACCGUAGCAUCUGGGAACGCUCUAGUGGCAGCAUGUCCGGACGGUGCGGCGGCUUCGAAGAUAAAACGACAUUAAGUCCUCUCCAAUUUACGCACUGCACACCCGGUAUCCUUCUGCCCCGUGCCGCUGUCACUGAAAGAACGUUGCAAAUCUACUCAUUCAAACUUGUUGGACUAACGGAGCAGCUGAAGUGGCCACUCUCUGUUUAUGGCGUGGUUGCUGCCCGAGACACCGUAGACCGCAACCGCAACCUUCUCUUCUCUCGGUCGAGGAUCAGGGGUCAAUUACUCUCUGGACAUGACUCUUAUCUGCGCUUGACUGGCCCGUCUCGAGCAAUUCUGGUUGGGGAUUAUGUUGACUUUGAAGUUGAACUAAAAGUACGUGAUGGAGAUGAUGAGCACAAUGAUACACAGUUGAUGUGUGUUAGCGAGCGGUAUAAAGAAGCAGACGGCGACGGUGAGCAACCUUUACUCUUCGAUAGCCCAUUCUGUACUGCAGAGUUGAGGUUUGAGAGCGUUCCUAUGACUGUCCAGCUCACUGUAUUGUCCGUUCGUGUUGUUGGAGGGGAGUUCCCUUUUAGCUCUGGGGGUCAGGUUGCUUGUAUUGUUUCUGGCCGUGAGAGGGUUGUGCUGUUUGAUUCUACUGAAAAAAUUACUAGAGAAGACCAAGUAGUUUUGGAUGGUUAUGUUCCUUUGUCAAGAAACGCCAUUUCAGUAGAGUUUGAAAAAGGAGUGACUGUUGAGGUAACAGCCUAUGUUGAUUCUGGUUCUAUCUCUGAUCUUGUCCACUUCCCUUCCAAGUGGUGCAACAUUAGUCAGGAUAGCUGUUUCAUCUGUGGUUCUGAGGUGAAGAUUACCGUUGCAUGGUCCCGGGUUGUGAGAGACAAGAUGGAGAUGUUGCUGGAGGGAUAUGCUACCCAGGUGUAG